This is a messenger RNA of Mauremys mutica (yellowpond turtle), 4957 nucleotides long. It is a transcript of the gene NIPA1, whose product is annotated as NIPA magnesium transporter 1. The transcript is spliced from 5 exons. The record is from RefSeq and is a predicted model, not a curated record. The coding region runs from base 13 to 1152 and encodes 379 amino acids. Gene Ontology annotation, cellular component: membrane. Gene Ontology annotation, biological process: magnesium ion transport. NCBI's taxonomy places the organism in Eukaryota, Metazoa, Chordata, Testudines, Geoemydidae. Gene Ontology annotation, molecular function: magnesium ion transmembrane transporter activity.
GGCGCGGCCGCUAUGCGGCGGCUCGGCUGCCAGAGGCCGCUGAGCUCCGCCCCCGGCGGCGGCAGCGGCGGGCGGGGGUGGGGCCUGGGCGGCUCGGGGCGGGUCCCGCAGAGCGGCGGCUGGCGCGGCCGGUUCCGGGCUGGCUGCAGGGACGCGAGCGCUGCGGUGCUGCCGGGCAUGAGGAUGCCGGUGGGUGCAGCCGCGGGGGAAGAAGGGGCCGCGCAGAGCCCCGGCCCCGCCGCCGUCUCCCUGGGCUUGAGCGUGGCCGUGGUCUCCAGCCUGGUGAACGGUUCCACCUUCGUGCUGCAGAAGAAAGGGAUCGUGCGGGCGAGAGGACGAGGUACUUCAUAUUUAACAGAUAUAGUAUGGUGGUCUGGUACUAUUGCAAUGGCACUUGGUCAAAUUGGGAAUUUCUUGGCCUACACUGCAGUUCCAACUGUGUUAGUGACUCCUCUAGGAGCUCUUGGCGUUCCAUUUGGGUCCAUUUUAGCUUCUUACUUACUGAAAGAAAAACUCAACAUUCUCGGCAAGUUGGGAUGUCUGCUGAGCUGUGCUGGGUCUGUUGUUCUCAUAAUCCAUUCCCCAAAAUCUGAGAGUGUAACGACUCAGGCUGAGCUUGAAGAGAAGCUUACAAAUCCAGUGUUUGUGGGCUACCUCUGCAUAGUACUUCUCAUGCUUCUCCUGCUUAUCUUCUGGAUAGCACCAGCUCAUGGACCCACUAAUAUUAUGGUUUACAUCAGUAUUUGCUCACUGUUGGGUAGUUUCACUGUGCCCAGCACAAAAGGCAUUGGGCUGGCUGCUCAAGAUAUCUUCCACAAUAAUCCAUCAAGUCAAAGAGCCUUGUACCUCUGUUUGGUUCUUCUGGCAGUGUUAGGAUGUAGCAUCAUCAUUCAGUUCAAGUAUAUCAAUAAGGCACUGGAAUGUUUUGACUCAUCUGUGUUUGGUGCCAUCUACUACGUCGUGUUCACCACUUUAGUCCUGCUGGCCUCAGCCAUCCUUUUUAGGGAGUGGAGUAAUGUGGGAGUGGUAGAUUUCUUGGGGAUGGCUUGUGGAUUCAUCACUGUAUCUAUUGGAAUUGUUCUUAUACAAGUCUUCAAGGAGUUCAACUUCAAUAUUGGGGAUUUGAAUAAACCUAAUGUGAAGACAGAUUAAAAACAUAUUUGAAGGGAACUGGAUGGCUCAGGGAAUGAUACAGAGCCUUCCAUUUCUAGGUCACUGAUUCCAAUAUGACUGAGAUUGGCAGACGUUACCCUCAGAGAGUGGUAGCUUGUGUAAUAUGAAUUGGUGGCCUUCAUCCAGUUUUAAUGGACAGUUGUCCACAUACCCAAAAUCACCAUAAUAAGUUGACAUUAAUUGGUAUCAUUGCUGACUGUCUCAACAGGAAGGCUAAGGAAUGAAUCCGCAUAGAGACUGAUGUAUCUCCUUGCCCCUAAAAGGUGGUCCAUCCAGAAAAGGUUUGAUGACAUUCUGACAGGCCAGUGUAGGAAAUCUUUACAUUAGACUGCCUAUGAUGUCCUUGUUCUGUGGACAGAGAACAUCAGUUUCCAAUGCACUCAGUCUGGCACCUUUCAUGAAUAGUUUAUGCCCUAAAAAAAAUUGUAAGCAAAUGGAACAAUUCUGUUAAUUUCCUUAAAACAGCAAUAUGUUCACAGUCCAGGCUGUGAAUUGUGAAACAAAUGUUGAUUUGAAUUGUGGUCUACAGAUUUGUCCUUUGUACAGUAACUGCCUCCGCAAUUUGGACUGACACAGGUGAAUGCACUGAGGAGUUCUAAAUUAAGUCAUUGGUAUAGAGUAGUGCAUCUAACCCUUAAAAUCUUUCACUACUUACUUACCAACUGAAACUAGCUCAUAGAUCCAGCUGGAACUAGCAUCCAGAUUACAGGUAUACAUUUUAUUCAUAACUCUUUUAAGUGCAUUAAGACAUACAGCAUUCAUCCAAGAGCUUUUCACGGUUAAUGGACAGGAAGAGCGUGAAGGACGUGGAAGUGAUGCACAGUCUUGCUGUAUAUAUGGUGGGUUAUCCAGUGCCUUUGUAAUCUAAAAAUAUCAUUUAAUUUGAAUGUUUGUUUCUGAGAGCUUGUAACAGGUUAGAAAAAUCCAGUUUUGUUGUCUGUAAUAUUUGACUGUACUCAAAUUAUAAGCAUGUAAAGGAGACAGAAAGGUCAGAAUAUUUUUGGAAAGGUUUACAAGCCUGAAGUCAAUGCUGAGAUGCUUUGGUGGCUUCUGCGAACGUCUAUAAUCAUAAUGAGAAGUAAUUGGUAAGAGGUCUACUUACAGCAAUCCAGUAUAUGUAGAAUCCAGUUAUACCACAGAAUAUAGGAAUUUAUUUAAUAAGUAGCUAAUUGACAAAAUUGUUCUUCAGAACAGGAUAAUGAGUAAAUGGACUUAUAUGUCACUAGAUUGCCAAUUAUGAAAUCAGGCUGUGAACUGGCACUGGUAUGAGCAAAAACUUUUUGUGAGAUGCACAGGUGUGAGAUUUCUUGAUUAACUCAGAAGAAGGAUGGGUAAGAUUAAGGUCUUUAGAAAGGUGGAGUUGAGUAACCCAGUACACACGCAUUCAGAUCCAGUAUUUCACAGCUGUGUUGUAGUUCAGCAGCAGUAUUUUAAAGGCUUGUGCAAGUGUCCAAAUUCUUUCUCAGUUCAAAGUGAACAUGACUGUCAUAUCUCAUCCUAGUCCUUAUUUGGCCAAGUAUGUUUGCUUAUUUAAGUUUUUAUUGAUUAAAAAGUUCCUAUCCUCGUAUGUUAGGUGCUUAUGCAAAUUUUAAAAUUAUACAAUCUCAAACCAACAAGAUUACCCUGUCCCAAAGCAACCUCUUUCCACAUCUCAAAACCAAGUUAUGAUAAGCAGUCUCUAUGCAGGGGAAGACUGAAAUAGCAGAUGUAUUCUUUGGUCUUCCUAUCAUCCUUGGAGCUGAUACAUUUCUGCAGGAAUUCUCUUCUCUCCAGCUCCUCCUCCUCCAUCUUCUGAACCUCUUGAAAUGGAGAUGCCAAAAGCCAGCACAUAUGGAGAAAAGCUUUUCAAGUGGCCUUGCAUGUCAUGUAUACCUACAGCCUUUUACAUCAUGAAUGAUAAAUAAUGAAAAAUUUUAUUUUUGUUACUCUUCAGAAAAUAGCAGUGUUUUUUUAUUUCCUGUCUCUAACUGGAUCUGGCUCAAUUCUAACUUUAAAAGUGUAUUGACGUUGUGUGUAUUGUCACUGUUGAUGGGAUUCUUUCUCCCCUUCCCCUCAUCCCAGACCUCUUAUCUUUUCUAGGUCUUUUCAUGUUACUUCUCUGGUUUAAAAACAAUUGCACUGUUGAAGUGAACUGUCAACUCUUCUCUCUUCCUCCCGCAAGGCAAGGGAGCACCUUUUGAAUAAUACUUAUGAGUUCCAUCGUCUCAGGGAGAAAAUAAUUGUCUCCUGAGCUUUGGUCUUCUGCCCACUGGGUCCACCUUUUUCACAUUGCUUCAUAAAUUAUUUAUAUCAAUAGCCAAAAGCCAGCUUACUUAAAUUCUGAUUCCAAAGCAGAAAUGACAGAGGCUAUACAUAAAAAGUGUCGUAAAGUAGACUGAUUAUAUUGAUGGGAUGCAUUAAAAUAUAUUUAUUCCCACGGUGAAAGGAGUUUCAUAGUUUCUGUGGCUUCUGUUAAAUUUAUCAGACAUAUUUACAUAUUCAGUGCUCUUAAUCUGUUGAAGUAGAUAGAUUUUGAGAACUAUUAGCCAUUCAAAAUAUGAAGGAUUGACAUGUGUAGGCACCAUUAUCAUUAGUAGGGGUUACCCACAUAAAUCCCCCAAACAUCCAACAGAAGAAUAGAACUGUUUUUGAUACAACCAAAAAAUGUUUUUUUCUUAAAUCCCAAAUAUCUGUGUAUAAAAAGCAAAAUGUCUAAAGAAGAUAGCUGUUGUACUAAUUAUCCAGGAUACUGUAUAUGUAAAUAAAGCCUAUUAAUUAGUCACUUGAAACUAAUAUGAAUAAGAAUGUCAUAUACACUUUGACAAGUGAUGCUUCCUAAUAAUAAUUUUGGUUUAUACUGACUGUAUAUGUAUUUUUCUGAAGUAACUAGCACUGACAGUGAAAGCACUGGAUUUUGUUUGUUAAAAUAAUGGAAGCUGUAAGCUUUACUUUUCCUUUUUAUUUUAAAAUAAGAGGCUUUUUUAUUACAAGAAUGAUUUAAAGAAAAUAAAUACAGGGACCUCAAACUGCAAUGCACUGAAAGUAGAAAUGUACCACUCUCACCUUCUUACUUAAACAUAGGACAUUGUAAUACUUCCUAUACUGUCCUGAGAGAGUGUAAUCUACAGAACUGCUGAAGUUUAUUAUUGAAACAAAUUUAUAUCUAAUUAUACUUAACUUCCUGCCUUCAAGGAGAUUAGUCUUUGUAAUUAACUCUUUGGGGCCAGGGAAUAUGGGGUUUAAGUGCUACAGAACAUGUUAAUGCAUGUAGCAUUUGCACUAAUAAUGUUAGGAGCUCCAGAACUCUUAGUGCCAAAGUAUUUCAUACAGCAGUGUUGAAACUGAAAGAUUCCAAAGGGUGAAAAUUAGGAAAUGGAAAGUCCAGAAUACUUUUCAAAGUUGGGGAAAUGUUUUUAAAGAAUUAAGAUUUUUUUAUUUUUUCUGUUCAGAUGGUUUGCACUUUGCAGGGGAAAAAAUGUUAUACAGAAGGGAUAAUCUUGAGUUAUUUUUUAAAUGAGAGAACUCUUUUUUUGUUUUUUGUUUGUGUAUGUUUUAAAUCAAUUUUAAUGGAAUGUGGAAAAUAGGGAUGGGAACAAAUAUGCAUUGUCAGAGGUUUGGUUACUUAAAUACUAUUGCAAUAUAGUUACUACAGGUGAAAUGAAAAUGGACUAUUUUAGCUUCCAAAUAAUGUGUAUAUAGAUUUGUUAAUGGCUUACAAGUUUAGCUUAUUAUCUUUGCUUUUUAAAAAUAGAUAUAGGCAUGUUGUAUUUGCCUUGUGUAAAUUAUAAAAGGCUAUUUAUUAAGG